Molecule: messenger RNA, 132 nt
Organism: Haemonchus placei
Lineage: Eukaryota; Metazoa; Nematoda; Chromadorea; Rhabditida; Trichostrongylidae
Source: the annotation of a GenBank genome assembly
GGUCACUUCGGACCUAUAAAUACAAUGGCAUGGCAUCCGGCGGGCAACAUUAUUGCAACCGGUGGUGAGGAUGGUUACGUGCGUGUGCAGGAAUUUGAUGACGACUAUCUUGAGUUUAAAUAUGAUUAUUAA